GUUCCAUUCACUUCCUCACCUUAAUUACUGCUAUCGCUUUUCUUCAAUUCAAACAGUAGGGGAAAAACCUCUGUAAGGUGUAUUUUUUAGAUUCGGAUUGAAAUCCAGUUGUGGUUAGUUUUCAGGAGAAAAAGCCUAUUCGUUUUGGUAUUAAGGAUUCCGGAAGCAUGACAUCAAGCACGGAGGCAUUGCUCCUUGAAGCCAAGAACCUUGAGAUGCAAGGCUUAGAGAAGCAUAAAAUUGUUCUGGCUUCUGCUUCUAGUCUCGAUGAAAUGCUUAAUGAGGUUUACAACACUCGCUCACCAAAACCAAUUGAUUACGAUAAUAGAAGAGAUUUGAUUCGCAUCUUCAAUGUCAUGGCCAAGGAGAUUUAUGGCAAGUGUAAUGGUUUUCCUAUUGUGGAGGUAUUUGGUUCUUUUGUAAUGGGCAUGUUCAAUGCUGAAAGUGAUUUAGACUUAUCUAUCAAUUUUACAAAUAAUGGGGCUAAGAUUUCUAGAGUGAAGAAAAUUAAUGCCCUUCGCAAGCUGGCAAGAAAGUUACAUUCCAUUAGAAGAGGAGGUCAUGUUAGUGACAUUCAAAAAAUUCUCUCUGCUAGGGUGCCGAUUGUUAAAGUCAUUGAUCGUGGAACUAGGAUUGAAUGCGAUGUGUCAGUUGAGAAUAGGGAUGGUAUUUUAAAAUCCCUUAUUAUUCGUGCAAUUUCUACAAUCGAUGAAAGGUUUCUAAAGCUUAGUUUCUUGGUAAAAGCUUGGGCCAAGGCCCAUGAUAUUAACAGUUCCAAGGAUCAAACUCUGAACUCUUUAUCAUUAAUAUUAUUAGUUGCUUUCCAUUUGCAGACUCGGGAUCCUCCCAUAUUACCUACAUUUUCUGCUUUAUUUAAAGAUGGAUAUGAUCCUGAAGCUGUAGUGAAGAUGGUCCAAAAUUACUUGAAUUAUGGCAUAAGGAAUAAAGAAUCCUUAGCGGAGCUUUUCGUUACUCUAUUGGUUAAGCUUGCUUCUGUUGAACAACUUUGGCAGAAAGGGCUUUGUGUUAGCUUGCGUGAAGGAUUUUGGAUAUCUAAAGCUUGGGAUUCUGAGUUUUGCACUAUUCAUAUCGAGGAUUUCACAGAUCAGUCUGAAAAUGUUGCAAGGGCUGUUGGAACACAAGGUUUUGAAAAAAUACAUAGCUCCAUCCAUCGUUCGCUUCAUUAUCUUGGGGCUUUUUCCGAAGGUCAGAAGUUGGGAACUAAGCUAAAAGAACUUUUGUUUGGUAGAGAUACCACCUCUAGUGUAGGGGAUAGUGUUGCUAUAAAUCUGGAGCUCUCUGUCCCCAAUAACUCUAUCCAAUUAACAGACGACCUAAAAGGAGCAAAAACCCUGUCCAGUGUAGGGAAUAGAGUUGCUAUAAAUCUGGAUAAAAGUACAACCAAGCUCUCUGUCCCCAAUAGCUCCAACCAAAUAAAGAUCCAAUUAACAGAAGACCUAAACGGCGCAGAAAAUCGAAGUAAAAAACAGUUUGUUGUUCAGCAUGGCUCCCAUCAAACAAAGAGGAGGCAUUUUACUGGCCUGGAUGAAUCCAAGGGUGUUAAACGAUGGAAAGGGGCACAUCUUGGGGGCAAGCGGGCAGGAGUACGGUACAGAGAAGUAAUUGAGGAACACCUUAAACCUCUACCAAGCAUUAGAUGGAAAGGGAAAGAUCCGGAGGGUAAAAGGAGGGAAUGGCAUAAUUUUGGUGAAAAUAGGGGUCAUUUAUCCACUCAUUUUGUACACCCUAAACCUCUACCACGCAUUCAAUGGGAAGGGAAAGAUCCGGAGAAUAGCAGGAGGGACUGGAAAAUUUUUGGUGAAAAUAGGGAUCAUUUAUCCACUCAUUUUUUUCCACAACCACAAGCGUCUUAUAGUAUCCCUCAUCCUCAUAGUUUAGUUAGCUCAACAUCCCGUGGUCCAGUUAUGCGUCCUAUUUCUGUUCCAAAUUUAUCAAGUUUUCAAGGGUUAUGCAAUCCUGUCCCGCCGCCGCCACCACCACCACCAUCAGGACGCCUUUUUUCAUUAUUGAAUUCUCUAGGUGUUGAUAUAUCACAUAUUCAGAGCACUCCUGCUCCAAUACCACCUAGUGGACCAACUCAUGGUCAACAUGCUCAACAGCAGCCACACUCAAUGCAAAGGAUACUGAGGAGAUAGGUUCUUUCCGUCACACUAGAAAGCCAGUAAGUCUUGAUCAUUGGCUUACAGCUAACACUACAAGUCUUUUAUUUCCUCGGUGAGUAUAGGUUUUUAUUGGUUUUCGUACAAAUUAGGUUUGAUCUUGCCACCGUCUCCCCAACACCUCGAACAUUCUCCCGUGCUUGCCUUUGGUGUACUACAUUUUCCUUUUAUAUUGAAAGAUUUGUUGGCUGAAA
This is a messenger RNA of Hibiscus syriacus, 2374 nucleotides long. RefSeq lists its product as uncharacterized. The record is from RefSeq and is a predicted model, not a curated record. Lineage: Eukaryota; Viridiplantae; Streptophyta; Magnoliopsida; Malvales; Malvaceae. Gene Ontology annotation, molecular function: nucleotidyltransferase activity. The coding region runs from base 168 to 2156 and encodes 662 amino acids. The transcript has 11 exons. Gene Ontology annotation, biological process: RNA 3'-end processing.